AUGGCUUCAGGUUCUGUUAACUACGGUCUUCGUGCUCUACCUUUGAACGAUACUUCGUCUUGCUCCGUUACCUACGGAUCAAUGUUGAGCGGCAGACUGAAAACCGUAAUGCUUUAUGAUCUCCAUACUCGAAUCACCAAUUUCAUAAGAUUUGAAACAUAUGGGUUUGAAAAAGUCGAGCCCGGAGGAGUAUUGGAAUUUGCGAGCAAUGAUUUUGUGAGAGGCCAACCUGAGCUUUUGGAGAAGAUUUACGAUCGCUACAUGGAAAAAACCAGAGAGGAGUGGGAUUUAGUCACCAAGGAGAACAUGGAGAGCAUUGAAAGGGAUGAUAGGGAGAGAACGGAUAAAGCUUUAGCCGUAGAGCUCAAGGAUCUAAUGAAACUUAUAGUAAAGGAAAGGGAGAGUAGGGGACAACCUCUAUCAAAAGAGCUCGAGGAUCUAUUGCAAUAG
Messenger RNA from Arabis nemorensis, 450 nucleotides. Lineage: Eukaryota; Viridiplantae; Streptophyta; Magnoliopsida; Brassicales; Brassicaceae. The record is from the annotation of a GenBank genome assembly.